Fopius arisanus is the source of this 1027-nucleotide messenger RNA. RefSeq names its product proteasome alpha5 subunit (gene Prosalpha5). Bases 131 to 859 code for a protein of 242 amino acids. Gene Ontology annotation, cellular component: nucleus; proteasome core complex, alpha-subunit complex; proteasome core complex. The record is from RefSeq and is a predicted model, not a curated record. Lineage: Eukaryota; Metazoa; Arthropoda; Insecta; Hymenoptera; Braconidae. Gene Ontology annotation, biological process: proteasome-mediated ubiquitin-dependent protein catabolic process. The transcript has 3 exons.
CACAUUGUCGUAUACUCCGUUUGCACUAUAUCCCAUUAUUUCUCCAUCUCUGUUCGUGACUGGCGUUUGUGACAAGUUCGCUUUAUUUUAUUUAAAUCUAGCUGCAAUAAAUAAAGGAGACAAUAGCAAGAUGUUCUUAACACGUUCAGAAUACGAUCGCGGUGUGAAUACAUUCUCCCCAGAGGGUCGUUUGUUCCAAGUGGAGUACGCAAUCGAGGCGAUAAAGCUCGGUUCGACAGUCAUCGGGAUAUCCACCUCCGAAGGAGUGGUUUUAGCAGCAGAAAGGCGUAUAACAUCGCCUCUGAUGGAGCCAACGACAAUCGAGAAGAUCGUCGAAGUCGAUAAGCAUAUUGGGUGCGCUGGAUCUGGCCUGAUGGCUGACUCGAGGACCAUGAUCGAUCGUGCUCGUGCUGAAUGCCAGAAUCACUGGUUCAUCUACAACGAGAAGAUGAGCGUUGAGUCUGUUGCCCAGGCGGUGUCCAAUUUGGCUAUACAAUUUGGGGACAGUGAUGACGAUGGUAGUGCUAUGUCGAGACCCUUUGGUGUUGCUAUCCUAUUCGCUGGAAUUGAUGAGAAGGGGCCACAGCUCUUCCACAUGGAUCCAUCAGGGACUUUUGUCCAGUUCGAUGCUAAGGCCAUUGGCUCGGGGAGUGAAGGUGCACAGCAGUCACUUCAAGAAGUCUUUCAUAAGUCCAUGACUCUGAAAGAAGCCAUUAAAGCAACGAUAACAAUUUUGAAACAAGUUAUGGAAGAGAAAUUGAAUGAAACAAACAUUGAGCUCAUGACGAUGACACCGGAGGCCAAAUUCCACAUGUUCUCUAAGGAGGAAUUGCAGGAGGUGAUUAAGGACAUUGCUUGAAUAAAAUUUUUACUUACAUUUUACAAAAAUUGUUAAUUAAGAGAAGCAAGAAGUUAUCCCGCUGCACUAUUCUUCAUCAGUGAACAUCGACGGUUCCGUUAAAACUCCUUUUUUCAUACAUGAAAAUGAUAAUUAACUUAAAUAAAGCCACUGAAAUGAAUCCAGUCA